This is a messenger RNA of Notechis scutatus (mainland tiger snake), 757 nucleotides long. It is a transcript of the gene TCF21, whose product is annotated as transcription factor 21. Lineage: Eukaryota; Metazoa; Chordata; Lepidosauria; Squamata; Elapidae. Gene Ontology annotation, biological process: regulation of transcription by RNA polymerase II; developmental process. Gene Ontology annotation, molecular function: RNA polymerase II transcription regulatory region sequence-specific DNA binding; protein dimerization activity; DNA-binding transcription factor activity, RNA polymerase II-specific. The record is from RefSeq and is a predicted model, not a curated record.
UGAGCGGGGGUCCCCAGGCGGCGGGCUCCCUUUUCCUGCCCCCCGGCCCGAGGCCAUGUCCACGGGCUCGCUGAGCGAUGCCGAAGACCUUCCCGAGGCGGAGAUACUGGGCUGCUCCGGCAGCCUGAAAAUGGACCGCUGCCGUUCGCCGUCCGCUCCACGUCAGAGCCCCGCCGAAGGCUCGACCGGCGAGCGGGGCUCCCCGGGCAAAGGCCGGGGCGCGGCGGCGGGCAAGGCACGUAAGAAAACGCCGGGCAAGAAGAGCCCUCCGGGAACGGCGGGCCAGGAGGGCAAGCAGGUCCAGCGGAACGCGGCCAACGCCCGCGAGCGGGCUCGCAUGCGGGUGCUGAGCAAAGCCUUCUCCCGCCUCAAGACCACCCUGCCCUGGGUGCCUCCGGACACCAAACUCUCCAAGCUCGACACGCUCCGCCUGGCCUCCAGCUACAUCGCCCACCUGAGGCAGAUCCUGGCCAGCGACAAGUACGAGAACGGCUACCUUCACCCCGUCAAUUUGACAUGGCCUUUUAUGAUUGCUGGCAAACCAGAGAAUGAGCUGAAAGAAGCAGUGAACACAACUCGGUUGUGUGGCCCUACUGCCUCCUGACCCAGGAUUUUCAAGCAUGAGAAAAGCACCUCUGGAUGAAUGCAUUUGUGCAUUGUGUAUACGGACUUGUGGGGGAAGCCUUUCAAGGAGGCAACAAACUGUUUUCUCAUGGAACAAACAAAUCCUAAAACUGAAAAGAAGACCAAAUGUACU